UUGUGCCCUGUCCCCGUUGUAGACCGCGCUAAGCUAGGCUAGCUGUCAACCCACGGAGCAGCAUCGCGCCAGGGACCCUCCAGGCUCCGCAGACUCCCUUAGCAAACACCUUUGCGCCGCACAAUGGCUGUCCCUCCUUCAUACUCAGACCUGGGCAAAGCCGCCAAGGAUAUAUUCAGCAAGGGCUAUGGCUUUGGUGUCGUGAAGCUGGACCUCAAGACCAAAUCGCAAAGUGGCGUGGAGUUCAACACAUCUGGCUCCAGUAACACAGACACGGGGAAGGCCUCAGGGAGCCUGGAGACCAAAUACAAGAUGAAGGAGCUGGGUCUGAGCUUCAACCAGAAGUGGAACACAGAUAACACACUGGCUACUGAAAUCACUGUGGAGGACCAGCUGGCUCAAGGACUGAAGGUUGCCUUGGACACGUCUUUUGUACCAAACACAGGUAAGAAAAGCGGGAAGCUGAAGACGGGCUACAAGCGUGACUACGUGAACCUGGCCUGCGACGUUGACUUCGAGGGUCCCAUCAUCCACGCUGCCGCCGUGCUGGGCUAUGAGGGCUGGCUGGCCGGCUACCAGAUGGCCUUCGACACUGCCAAGUCCAAACUGGCCCAGAACAACUUCGCCCUGGGAUACAGGGCUGGAGACUUCCAGCUGCACACCAAUGUCAACGACGGGACCGAGUUUGGCGGCUCCAUCUACCAGAAGGUGAACGACGAGCUGGAGACAGCGGUCACUCUGGCCUGGACCGCCGGCAGCAACAACACUCGCUUCGGCAUCGCUGCCAAAUACAAGCUGGAUAAAGACGCUUCUCUGUCUGCCAAAGUGAACAAUGCCAGUCUGAUCGGAGUAGGCUACACCCAGAGCCUUCGGCCAGGUGUGAAGGUCACCCUCUCAGCCCUGAUCGACGGGAAGAACUUCAACGCCGGCGGACACAAAGUCGGGAUGGGCUUCGAGCUGGAGGCAUAAAGGGCAGAACUCAGAUCCAUGAAGAAAGGAACAAAACAAAACAAAAAAAAAUCCCCGAACCACACACUCCUCUCCCCUCCCCUCCCCUCCCCUCCCCUCACCUCUCACACACACACACACACACUACUGCCCACCACCACCAUCAUGUAGCUCCCCCUCUCUGGACUUUCCCUCACAUUCUUUGCCCCGUUCUCACACUGUGUGAGUGUUUCUGACAGUAAUAGUCGAGUCUCAGCAUCAUGUUCAGACGCCGCUGAGAGCAGCGGUGAGGUCGGUCCUGAAACCGACGGUGCAUAGUUGUGUAUUAUUACCGUUUUUAUUUAUUUCCCUGUAGGUCUUGGAUGAAGUAGUCGUCGGUGUAAACGUGUAGCUCGGUAAAGCUUCUGUGUUCAGCUGUUCCUGCCUUCCUAAAAAAAGAAAAGGAAAAAUAAAGCAUGUGAGGAAGAAAACGCAGGUGCAGAGCUGAAAGCUGAUUCGCUUGGUUAAAAAGGUGCUGAGUGUCUGUUUCUCUUUUUGCUUUGGGCUGAGCUGUAAACCUGUGGACUGUUUAAUCCAUUUCAGUGUUUUGAUGCAACACAUUUCAUGGACAGGACUGAAACACUGAAGUACCGAAGGUAAAGGCUGAUUCCUGCAUCCACUGAAUGAAGGAUCUGUAAAACGGAACGGUGAAAGUCUGCUCGGCGCAGACGCUGUUGAUCCUUUGUGACUUCUCGUUUCGGUAGAUGAAAUCAAUGUAGUGGAAUCUUCUGGUAGCCUGUGUAGUUAGUUUUCAUUUCUACGGUGUUGUUUUCAUCUAUCUGUCUCAGUCACGGAGACAGUGGGGACAUUCUGCGCGCUUGUCUCGUAGGUAUCUCAGCUGUCUGUUGUCUUAACUUGAUGCUGUUUCCUCACGUUGCUGCUCUACACUCCUCAGAUCUGUACACAGACGUGCAGCCGAUUGUCCUCCGAGUGGCUGCAGUUAACGCUUGAUAGGAUGAUGUAAGAGGCUGUUUCCCACACGACUGUCCUGUUUUUUUUUUUUUUUUUUUGGUAAUCAUGCAUCAGUGUGUGUUUUCCAUCUAAUUAAACGAUCAUGAUUCGAAAGCUCAUUUUUCUUUGUCACUUAGACACAGUACCUCAUUUUUUUCCAAUGUUAACUAAAGGAAUUCUAAUAAUAA
Toxotes jaculatrix (banded archerfish) is the source of this 2126-nucleotide messenger RNA. RefSeq lists its product as uncharacterized. Gene Ontology annotation, molecular function: voltage-gated monoatomic anion channel activity. The coding region runs from base 124 to 969 and encodes 281 amino acids. Gene Ontology annotation, cellular component: mitochondrial outer membrane. NCBI's taxonomy places the organism in Eukaryota, Metazoa, Chordata, Actinopteri, Toxotidae. The record is from RefSeq and is a predicted model, not a curated record. Gene Ontology annotation, biological process: monoatomic anion transmembrane transport. The transcript has 9 exons.